Messenger RNA from Paramecium octaurelia, 1098 nucleotides. The record is from the annotation of a GenBank genome assembly. Lineage: Eukaryota; Ciliophora; Oligohymenophorea; Peniculida; Parameciidae.
AUGCUUAUCGAUACUACUCAUUAGGAUAUUAUUCAUGAUAUAGCUUUUAAUUUUGACGGAAAUCGAUUUGCAACAGCUUCCAGCGAUCAAACAAUGAGAGUUUACAAUAAAGUAAAUGGGUAACGAAAUAUAUUUAAUGAAUUUAAUAGGAAAUGGGAAAAGAGUGCUGAAUGUAAAUGUCAUGAUGGUCCAAUUUGGAAGAUUAGAUGGGCUGAUCCAAAAUUUGGAUAAUUGAUAGCUACUUGUAGUUAAGACAAAGGUGUUUGUGUUUGGGAAGAAAAGAAAUUCUUACAAGAAAAUCCAUCAGGAUAGAAAUAAAUAAUUAUAUAAUGGAAACAGAGAAUAUUAAUUUUAGAGAGCAAGGAAGCAGUGGCUGACAUAUAAUUUGGUUCAAAAUCGAAUGGCUUAUUAUUGGCUAUAGCAUAUGUUGAUGGGAAAUUACAAAUUCAUAGAGUUUAUGAGCAGAAUUAAUUCAUCAAGGAAGGUGAAGACAUUUAGAUAAUGAUCUAUGGGUUAAGAGCAAUAUCAUGGAAUCAUGCUCCGUUGGAAAGAGAGAUGUUAGUAGCCGCAGGUAAUGCAGAACAAUAAAAGUAUUUAAGUAAAAUAAAAAUGGACCAUUUUAAUGAAGUAAAAACUAUGGCAAUUUGGAUGUUGGAAUAUGAGAAUUAAAAAUUCGGAAUGAAGAAGAUUUAUGAAUUUGAUGAAGAGAAAACUAUAAAUGAUGUUCAAUGGGCAAAUCAAAAUGGGAAGAGCUUUCAUUUAAUUGCAUCUGCUAGCGCUGAAGGAGUUAAAAUAUGGUAGAUUAAGAUAAUCAAAGAGAGUCAAGUUGAAAAAAUGAAAGUUUUUAAUAUCAAUCGAGAAACUAAACCGAAUUAUCAUGCUUAUCGAGUCUCUUGGAAUAUUUUGGCUAAUCUUUUAGCAGUAUCUUGUGAAAGCAAAAAGAUGGAUGAAAACUAAGCCUUUGUUACUUCUAGAGAAGUUAGAAUUUAUUAAAACUAAAAUGGGAGCUGGGUUGCAAAAGGUAUCAUAUAGGAAGCCAAUUUUAUAAGAGACAGUAUUUCACUGCAGCAUUUUACAACUAAUGGAUUAAUUUCUUGA